Sclerotinia borealis F-4128 is the source of this 966-nucleotide messenger RNA. The record is from the annotation of a GenBank genome assembly. NCBI's taxonomy places the organism in Eukaryota, Fungi, Ascomycota, Leotiomycetes, Helotiales, Sclerotiniaceae.
AUGGCGACAAAUUCGAUUAAGUUGCUUACGGGAAAUAGCCAUCCGCAGUUGGCGAAAUUGGUUGCUGAUAGAUUAGGCAUUGAACUUGCAAAGACAAUGAGCUUGAACUAUUCAAAUCAAGAAACCAGUGUUACAGUAGGAGAGAGUGUCAGAGAUGAAGAUGUAUUCAUCCUUCAAUCUACCGCGCCCGGCGACAUCAACGACGGACUUAUGGAACUCCUCAUCAUGAUCAAUGCAUGCAAAACUGCAUCCGCAAGACGCAUCACAGCCGUCAUCCCCAACUUCCCUUACGCACGUCAAGAUAAGAAAGAUAAAUCUCGCGCUCCUAUUUCUGCGAAACUCAUUGCGAAUAUGUUGCAAACGGCUGGUUGUAAUCAUGUCAUUACUAUGGAUUUACAUGCGAGUCAGAUUCAGGGAUUCUUCAAUGUCCCAGUCGAUAACUUGUAUGCGGAGCCAAGUACUUUGAGAUGGAUCAGAGAGAAUUUGGAGGUUAGCAAGUGUGUGGUUGUCAGUCCGGAUGCGGGAGGUGCUAAGAGAGCAACCUCCAUAGCCGACCGUCUCGAUCUCGGCUUCGCCCUCAUCCAUAAAGAGCGCGCCCGCCCCAACGAAGUAUCCCGCAUGGUCCUCGUCGGCGACGUCGUCGAUAAAAUUGCCAUCCUCGUCGACGACAUGGCCGACACUUGCGGAACCCUCGUCAAAGCCGCCGAAACCGUCAUGGAACACGGCGCCAAAGAAGUCGUCGCCAUUGUUACCCACGGUAUCUUGAGCGGUGCCGCGAUUGAAACCUUGAACAAGAGUAAAUUGAGCAGAGUGGUCGUUACAAAUACUGUACCAUUGAAAGGAAAGGAGGAACAGUGCCCCAGAUUGAGGGUUAUGGAUAUUAGUGCCACGUUGGCCGAGGCUAUUAGGAGGACGCAUAAUGGCGAGAGUGUGAGCUUCUUGUUCACGCAUGCGCCUAUGGAUUAG